UUUUGAUGUUUAAAGCAUCUUACUUCAAUGUUGUUUUAUUUUAUUUUAUUUUUUUGUAUCAUCGAAAUAUACAAUCGUCUUGGAUUCUUGUCGAUAAACGUUUGACAGACAUCUAUCCCGCUAGCUGGCAGCAGUUUCUUGUACAUAACACGCAUAACAUUAUAAUACAUACAAUAUCCGAUGAAUCUCAUAGUCUAUCAGUUGACACAGCUGGUACAGCGUUAAUAACUGAUUGAAUCUGCAAGUCAGUAGCUGAUUGAUCUUGCAUCUGCCUUCCGUAGCGUCUAAUGAAGCAUCAUGUGGUGCCGUAACAUCUUGAGGACACGUACUAUUCGCAAUAAACCGGUUAUUUUCGCCUGCCUACAACGUUUGACGAAUAACAAUUUCGAUGGUGUCACGUUGAAAUAUCCAGCGCGACGCUUGUUUGUUUCGGACGCACGUGGAUGUACGAUCGGCGACGUUAUCGAUCAGUGGAGUCGCCGAUUUGAGAGCGAAGGCGUACCGGAGCCAGUGGAGUCCAUAGAGCACAUAGUGGCGCACGUAAUAGGAAUCAAAAAGAUAAUAGAUAUCUUGAACGUCAGAAAUGAUCCUCUCAACGCUAGUCAGCUCGAGAAAUUGGAGUCGUUAUGCGAAUGUCGAUUGUCUAGGAUGCCAGUUCAGUACAUUAUCGGCGAAUGGGAUUUCCGGGACAUUACCGUGAAGCUUGUGCCGCCGAUUUUUAUUCCACGCCCGGAGACUGAAAUACUCGUAGAUUUUGUAUUGAAAAGACUAAGUUCGUCGCAAGCCGACAGUUGCAAAAUCCUGGAAAUCGGCUGCGGCUCGGGCGCGAUGUCACUGGCUCUCGCUCACGCUUGUAAAAGGAUAAAAUGCACAGCGAUCGAUGCGAGUCCACACGCUUGCGACUUGACGAUGAUAAAUCGGAGCAACCUGGACUUAACGGAGCAAGUCACAGUAAUACACGCGAAUCUAAAAUCGGAUGCGAAUAUUGAAGUUUUGAGUAAUUUGAAUGGUGCCGAUAAUGAGGAUUUGAAUUCGAGACUGUUCGACUUUGUGAUCAGUAAUCCGCCGUACGUGCCGACGAAGAAAAUACCGGAGCUACAGCCUGAGAUAAGAAUUUAUGAGGAUCUCAGGGCGCUGGAUGGCGGUGACGAUGGAUUGAAGGUGAUUAAGCCGCUCUUGAAAUACGCUGCCAAAGCACUAAAACCUGGCGGACGUCUCUUCGUGGAGGUUGAUCCCACUCAUCCGGAAUAUGUUCAAUUUUUUACAAAUAAGUAUCCCGAUUUGAAGCUCUAUCAUGAACACACGUACAAAGAUUUUUGUAAUAAUGAUCGUUUUGUGGAAGUGAUGAAAGUCGCUUGAAGAAGCAAUUCUUGACGCUACAUCACUUUUUGUAUAUACGAGUAUUUUACAAAAUAGUCUUUUAAUCUUAAUAAAAACAACACAUACAGGUUAUAUAUGUAUAUAUAUUAUACUAUAAGUUUAUUGCAUACUUUGAGUUACAGAUUGUAUAUCCCUAUGUUGGACGGAUCAGUCAGGAGGUUGAUUUUAAUAUUUUAAUAAUUUAAUCAGUCAAACCUUUCUGUCCAUGAUUGUAUUGUUAAGUUCGCAAAUGCAUUCUAUGUUGAAUGAUAUAUACAGCGACUGAUUAAUAAGUUAAAUUCGGUGGCUCAAUUUUGAUUUAUAACAGCAAAACUUCGGCAUGAUUUAUUUUUCGCCUCUUACUAUAAUGUGUUUAUGCUUUCACGUAAAUAUGAUACGCGUAAAAUGUUUCUACUACAUUAUAAUCUAUGUAAUCGAAAACUUCGACGUCGAGUUAUAAAAUUUUG
Messenger RNA from Wasmannia auropunctata (little fire ant), 1826 nucleotides. RefSeq names its product hemK methyltransferase family member 1-like (gene HemK1). The coding region runs from base 298 to 1359 and encodes 353 amino acids. Gene Ontology annotation, molecular function: nucleic acid binding; protein methyltransferase activity. The transcript is spliced from 5 exons. Gene Ontology annotation, cellular component: mitochondrion. The record is from RefSeq and is a predicted model, not a curated record. Gene Ontology annotation, biological process: protein methylation. NCBI's taxonomy places the organism in Eukaryota, Metazoa, Arthropoda, Insecta, Hymenoptera, Formicidae.